UCGAGUGCCCAAUCGCAUUUCAAUUUCCCAGUAUAAUGUGUUAGAAGUGUAAAACGGUAAUGGACUUGUUGGUAUAUUUUUAUUUCUUAAUGGUGUUUCAUAAAAUAUCAGAAUCAAUGCAAAACACUUCUGACAAAAAUUUAUAUGCAUUGUUAGAAAAACUGAUUAAGCAAACUGAGAAUGGUGAAGAGAUAAAUACUGAUGGAAUAGUAAAAGCCAGUGGAUCCGUUCCAUCAAAGAACAAUUCAAAAAUUAUUUAUUUGAAAACUGUAACAGAACCACAAGUUAUUUAUAAAAAAGAAUCAAAUAAUAAUGUUCAACCUAAUGAAAAUCUUAAAACAACCCAGUUUCAAUAUGACGAUAAAGAAAUAAAUGAAUCAGACUUAGAAAAUGACAAUGAACAUUUAAACAAGAAUGAAGAGGAACAUAGACGAGCUGAACCUAUGCAGAGUAAAACAAGUAUAAACGGAGAUAUUUUAAGCGCUUCCCCUGCACCUGUAGAGAAUUCUAGGAAUGAAGGACAAAUGUAUCCCGAUAUAGUUAUAGACCAACUAGUGUAUGAAGAAAGUGAAACAAAAGUAGAUAAUUUGAAGAAAUCUAUAGAAGAUUUAGAAAGAAAAAUAGAUAAACAAGACAAAGCGGACAAAAGAAACUUCAUUGCCAUAUUGUCGGAACUAGGAAAAUUAAACAAAGAAAUUCAGAAAUUAAAAAGAACCCACGAUCAAUUAAAUGAAAAUGAUAACGAACCCGUGAGUAGAAAUGUGGUGACCAAUUCAGAAUUAACAGAUGAAAUGGUUAAACUUCGACCAGUUUAUGGAAAUUUCAUAAAUCCAAGUGCAAUUGCCAUUUCUUUACCACAGUAUAAACAAGGUGUCGUAAAUUAUAUUUCGCCAAAUUUAGUUACUAGAUUAAAACCAGUUGUAGUGCAACCUACUGUGCAUGUUUUGCAACCCGUUGUCCCAAGACAAAAAGUAAUUUUACCUCAACUGCAAGUAUCAAUGGGACUCAAUAAUAUAAAGCAAAGAUUAGUGAACAUCUUGCCCACGUUGUACAAACGUGUUCAUUAGAUCUAAAUAAAUAAUAAACAUACUGAAUUGUUUUCACUUUCCGUUUUAAAGUGCUAAUUGGGUCGUACUUUUGUCGCGGUUACGUAGUUAAGCAUCAGUCACCAGCAGCUAGUUAGCAAGUUGUGAUCCUGCAACACAAAGAAGCUAUUCACAAUCCAGUCUAACUAGUGAACAUUGAGUCAACACGAUCAAACCACCGUCCAAACUGCGCUUAAAGAUCUAGUUAGCUGGUGGUGGGCUCUUUCGCACCAGUGUUUGCAUUGCGUAAAUUUAUUUGGUCAAGAGCACAAUUUUGUCAGAUUUCAGCGUGCAGGAAUACAUAUCUUAUAACGAGAA
Messenger RNA from Colias croceus (clouded yellow), 1403 nucleotides. RefSeq lists its product as uncharacterized. The coding region runs from base 60 to 1067 and encodes 335 amino acids. The record is from RefSeq and is a predicted model, not a curated record. The transcript is spliced from 2 exons. NCBI's taxonomy places the organism in Eukaryota, Metazoa, Arthropoda, Insecta, Lepidoptera, Pieridae.